This is a messenger RNA of Aegilops tauschii subsp. strangulata, 866 nucleotides long. Its product is annotated as bifunctional adenosine 5'-phosphosulfate phosphorylase/adenylylsulfatase HINT4. Gene Ontology annotation, molecular function: catalytic activity. NCBI's taxonomy places the organism in Eukaryota, Viridiplantae, Streptophyta, Magnoliopsida, Poales, Poaceae. The record is from RefSeq and is a predicted model, not a curated record.
GAGCUGCCACACUGGGCCUCUCCCAGAGCCACCAGUUGCGUCGGCUGCGCCGUGGAAUCACCCUUCCGACGACUUCGACGACGGCGGCAAGCAUCAGCGAGCGCGGCCACCGCGUCCCGGCGCGUCGCUGAAUCGGUCAAUUCCGCGUCGCCCCCACUGCCUCCCACCUACCCAUCCCGCAACCGGUGGGAGGGGGGCCAUGAAGAAGUCGUUGUGCUUCCGCGGCUCCGCUGCGAAGAGGGCGGGACGGACGCCGAUGGCGGACUGGUGCGUCUUCUGCGACAUCGGCCGCCGCGCCCCCGCUUCCACCGCCGUCCUCCUCUACUCCGAUGACAAGGUCGUGGCGUUCCAGGACAUCAAUCCGUCGGCGUUCAGGCACUAUCUUGUCAUACCCGUUGAGCAUAUACCAACUGUAAAAAAUCUCCAAAGAACCAACGAAGAUCACCAGUUAGUUAGUCACAUGGUGAAGGUGGGAAAAGAUUUACUCAGUCGAGAUGCUCCCAAAUCUGAGGAACAUAGAUUUGGUUUUCAUCAGCCACCAUUUAAUAGUAUUGAUCACCUCCAUCUUCACUGCCUGGCAUUGCCAUUUAUACCCAGUUGGAGGCAAGUAAAAUAUACACCGUUGGGUCCCUUAGGGGGCUUUAUUGAUGCUGAGAAGGUAUUGGAAAAAAUAAAACCAGAAACAGAAGUUUACAGUUAAUAAAAGUAUUUAGACUGGUACUGGCUAUUCCUGCUUAUUAACGUUCUUCUACUUUUUUGCUUGUACGAUCAUUUGUAUGUGGUCUGUAUCCCUAUUACUAUUCUUGGAUCGCUGUAAAUUCGAAAGACUUCGUCAGAAAUGCUAUACUUCAUGUCUUCGUCCUGAA